Ostreococcus lucimarinus CCE9901 is the source of this 1218-nucleotide messenger RNA. RefSeq lists its product with no specific name. Gene Ontology annotation, molecular function: zinc ion binding; ubiquitin protein ligase activity. Gene Ontology annotation, biological process: protein ubiquitination; ubiquitin-dependent protein catabolic process. The transcript is spliced from 2 exons. The record is from RefSeq and is a predicted model, not a curated record. Lineage: Eukaryota; Viridiplantae; Chlorophyta; Mamiellophyceae; Mamiellales; Bathycoccaceae. Bases 1 to 1218 code for a protein of 405 amino acids. Gene Ontology annotation, cellular component: nucleus.
AUGUUGAUUUGGGUGCGAAACGCGCUCAACGAAGACGAGCGCGAGGGGAUGAUUUCAUCGAUGCGACACGCCACGCAAAACACGAGGUUCGCGCAGUGGAUGAACACGUGGUACAGCGGAAAGACGAACGCCGCCGAUACCGCCGCGGUUUCGUCCCAAGACGGCAUGCGACAGGUACACGCGUACCUCAGCCGUCGAUCUGGCGAUGUGGAUAAGGAAACAUUCAAGCCCGGUUGGGAAGAUAUUUUUCGCAUGAAUCAGAUCCAGCUCGAAGACGCCGUGCGCACGGUGAAUCGCGACGACACGCUCGCGCCGACGAAGAAGGCAUACUUGAUUCAAAACUUGCUCGCGUCGCGAUGGAUCGUGGGAAAUCAAUUGCAAGCGCAAAAAGAUAAGACGACGGAGCUGUCAAGCGUGGGUAGCGCACAAAAAUCGGGUGCGCCUGCGAUUCUGUGCCAGCCCGUCGACGAAGACGAGGAGAACGGCAAAGACGGUUGCAAGCAUUACAAGCGUCGGUGCAAAAUCGUCGCGCCGUGCUGCGACCAAGCUUUCACGUGCAGAUUUUGUCACGACGACGCGAGUGAUCACACCGUGAAUCGCUACGCGGUGAAAGAAAUGGUGUGUAACGAGUGCAAGAAGCGUCAACCCGUGAACGAGGUAUGCGUGGGGUGCUCGACGUCGAUGGCAAAGUAUCACUGCAACGUGUGCAACUUGUUUGACGACUCGAGCGAAGCCAUCUAUCAUUGCCCGUUUUGCAACGUCUGUCGACGCGGUAAAGGUCUGGGCGUUGACUUCUUCCAUUGCAUGAAGUGUAACGCGUGCGUGAGCUUACAGCACGGCAAGCAUGAGUGCUCAGAACGAGGCAUGGAUAGCGAAUGUCCAGUGUGCAAAGAAUUUCUUGCCGAGUCGGAGACACCGGUUAAGGAGCUUCCGUGCGGGCAUAUCAUGCACGCCACGUGCUUUACCACGUAUACGCGGCACUACUACACGUGUCCUUUGUGUCGGAAAUCGCUCGGCGACUUUUCCAUGUACUUUAGAAUGCUCGACGCCAUCCUAGCGGAUGAGAGCGACGACAGCGUUCCAGAGGCGCUGCGGGGAAAGACGCAAAAGGUGUCGUGCAACGACUGUGCGAAGGAUUCGGAUGCAAAGUUUCAUUUUGUAUACCACGCGUGCGCGCACUGUAGAAGCUAUAAUACGCGCGUGCUCACGUUUGAUUAG